Messenger RNA from Melospiza georgiana, 633 nucleotides. RefSeq names its product avidin-like. The record is from RefSeq and is a predicted model, not a curated record. Gene Ontology annotation, molecular function: biotin binding. The transcript has 5 exons. Lineage: Eukaryota; Metazoa; Chordata; Aves; Passeriformes; Passerellidae. Bases 6 to 536 code for a protein of 176 amino acids.
UCCCGAUGAGCCGCCGCGUCCUCUCCGCUCUCGCCCUGCCCGCAGGGGUGUCCCUGGCCGCGGCUACCGCGGGCUUCCAGAUCUUCUGCCAGGAAAUUGAGCACCCUGGGGAGAAAAAGGCCAGCAAGAAGGAGGCAACCAUGGGGGAGAGCAGAAGGCAUAUCAAGCCAUGCAACCUGACUGGUUGGUGGAAGAAUGACCUGGGCUCCAAGAUGCAAGUGUUCAAGGUCGGCAAGGACGGAACCUUCUCUGGAGAGUACCACACCGCCGUGUCAAGCACCCAGAAACCCAUCCAGCCGUCCCCACUGACUGGCUCCCAGCAUCUGGAUGAGGAUGGACAGUGCACCUUUGGCUUCACUGUCAACUGGAAGAAGUUCUCAGACUCCACAGCUGUGUUUGUGGGCCAGUGCUUCAAUGGGGAUGGUGGGAAGGAGGUCCUGCACACCUCCUGGCUGCUGCGGGAGAAGGUGGACUCGCAGCCGGAUGACUGGAAAGCCACCAGGACUGGGCACAACACCUUCACUCGAGUGGGAUGAAGGAGGGAGCAGCAUCUUCUCCUGGCCACACCUGGGAGACUGGAACCCAUCAGCAGGAUCCGUGUGUACCAGCAUGCCCUGACAUUUCCAGCUCUGA